This is a messenger RNA of Astrephomene gubernaculifera, 3477 nucleotides long. Lineage: Eukaryota; Viridiplantae; Chlorophyta; Chlorophyceae; Chlamydomonadales; Astrephomenaceae. The record is from the annotation of a GenBank genome assembly.
CGCUACACGCUUCGGAUUAGGAAGCAGAAUCGCGAUCAAACAGCUGAGGAGUUUAUCACAGCUCGUGGAACGCAGUCACGAUGGAGGAUUGCUUGGUCAUUCUUCGCUUCAGCUGUGGGUGCCUGGUGCAUCACAGCACCUCCCUCCUUCGCUGUCUACACAGGCAUCGUCGGUCUCGCCAUGUACGCUUUUGCUUCGGGCAUACCCGUCCUCGUCAUCUCGCUCUUCGGCGCGCGCAUCCAGGAAAUGCACCCGGAUGUUUGCACUAUGCCCGACUUUGUGGGGAAGCGAUUUGGACCAGUGGCCAGGACGCUUGUCACCAUCAUCACCCUGUUUAACAUGAGCAUUGCCAUGCUUGCAGAGUACAUCACCAUCGGCCUCCUCUUCAAACUCUUCGUGGGCUCCGUGGACUACCCCAUCGUCAUCGUGGUCGGCAUCCUCACCAUGCUCUACACCGCCUACGGAGGCGUCUACAUCUCCAUCAUCACCGACCAAGCGCAGGGCAUCCUAACCGCGCUCUUUAUCCUCGUCCUCGUCAUCUACACCGCAGUCACCUUCCGCCCCGAUUCCCUGCCCAAACCGCUGCCCAACGACACAACCUACGAAACCGGAUGGCCGCUUGGUGCCAACAAGUUUGGUUACAGCGCCAUCUUUUCAAUGCCCUGUUCGCUCAUGGCCUCGACCGUGUUUUCCGAAGCCAUGUGGCAGAAGGUUUGGGCGUCCACCAGCCGUCGCGCGGUGGUGUUUGGAGGCGGUGUGGGUGCGGCGCUGAUCACGGUGGCGGUGUUCCUGUUUGGUUUUGGAGGCUGGCUGGCAGCGUGGGCCGGCUACGUGACAUGGGAUACCGACAGCAACCUGUAUCUGUUCCAGGUGUUUGCCUCUGCGCGUGACGACGACAACGCGUUCGGCGCCUCAGUGCAGGUCCGCUCCUGGGUUGGCGUCAUCAGCCUCAUCCUGGCCGCCACCAUGAACGAAUCCGCAAUCGACUCCCUGCAGAACGGCAUCGCCUCCGUGCUCGCGCAGCACUUCUUCAAGCGGCAGCACACCGCCUUCCCGCGCGCAAUCGUGCUGCUGGUCAACAUCCCGCUAAUCGUCAUCUCGCUGCAGGGCUACCGCAUCCUCUCCCUCUUCCUCAUGACCAACAUGCUCACCACCUGCUGCUUCCUGCUGGUCGCACUGGGGCUCUCGGAGCGACUCAAGCGCUUCUUCACGGAGAGCGCGCUGGUGUUUGGAUUCGCGGUGUCCAUGCUAACCGUCACGGCGUACGGCAUCGGGCGUCACUGGAAUGCGAGCGACAAGGGCUGGUCGGUGCGGUACGGCGCAUGGUACGUGUGGUACGGCAAUGUAAACUACGAUUGGGACUACUUCCUGGUGGCAAGCGGCUGGAGCUUGAUCGGCGCGCUGAUGUGGGCGGUGCCCUCCUACCUGUUGCGUACGGUGACGGGCGUGAACGGUCCGGGCAUCUCGGGGGCGCUGAAGAGGCUGCCGGGCUUUGGGUUCGUUACAGGCGAGGGGUUCCAUGCGGACCUCUUGUCUUUCGGCCCCAUGCGUCCCGUGGCUCGGGCCCUGCGUUACACCGCCAGCGGCAACAACAAAUACUCGUCCAACGCCCCCGACAUUCCGCCACCAGCGGCGGCACCCAAAACGGUCGAUGGCGAGGGUUACGGCUAUGCGGACGCACAGGGAAAGGCAGAGCAGGGACAGGAGAAGCAGCAGCAUGUGCUUUGGACCAAAGCGGGGGCUGGGCCGGACCCGGAAACGGGGAAGCCCAUUGUGGCCUAAGUAAGUGGGUUGCUUGCGUUUGUCUGUGGGUGCUGUUUGCUGUGGGAUGGGGUAUUGGCGGAUAAGGCAGCUGCACUCAUGCAGCCUGGGUGGGGGGACAGAACUGGCAGCGAGUAGGGGCUACCUGUGAUUGCUGGGAAGUGUCUGGGUGUGUAGGCGGGUGCAGGGGGAAGGGGGCUCUCAGCUGACAUGUGCGCAUCGACGCCUUGACUCUAGAAACCGAGAGCUUAUGCGUGUUUGCGUGCUGCUGGGAGGGGCAGUUGUGUGCAUUUGGACCUGACACCUUGGCGCAUUGCAUGGCGCGCUGCAUGGUUCAUUUGGAACUUGUGCGUGAUGGUCUUGUUCCUCCUUUCAUGCGGAGUGUCUGGUAUCAAUCUGGCAUCCCCAUUCCAGAGGGUUACUGCAGAAGGUGCGUGUUGCCUUCAACUGCUGCGUGCUCUGGGCUAUGUGGUUGGCCGUGACGACUGGCUGUUAUGUGACUUAUGUUGUGGCUGUUUAGCAGACCGGACUAUUUGACUGCGCGUUUAUCAUGUCGUUAAACCUGUUUGCUGGUUGCAUCUCACAAUGGCCAGGUAGCCACGGUGGAAGCUGCCGGCUGUGAAGGGUCCGUUUCGUGCCCGUGCGUUUGCAUGUGUUGCAUGGCUAACUACCUUGCCAGGUCGGAGUAAAGCGCCUGUACGGGGGGUAUUCGAGGCGUUAGCUAGGGAGCGACUCUUAAGCACUGGUUGAACACAAUGCGUUGUUGACAGUUUUGGAGGCGCUGUUACUGUGGCCGUACUGCUGCCCCUUUACCGCUGUUGCUGCUGUCACAGAUAAUGCGUGGUAUGACUAAUGACAGUUGCUUGCGGUCUCUCGUGUUCAGCGUGUCUUGUUGGUCUGUUGGUCAGGGAAGUGUACGGCUGAAAUUGCUCUUUUCUUCUCCUCUCUUCAAUAUGCCCUUGCUAUUAUACCGAUGAUCCUUUGAUUUGCGGGCUGACAACGACGCAGAGUUGUGCAAAAACGUCUUCUCCGGAGGCUCUCCUGUUCUUGCCGCUGCGCCUCAUGUGCGAAUUGUCGUGCGGCGUCACGGUUACGUUGAAGGAGGGAGUGAGUAGCUGUUUUGAGGGCUUCCUUUGAUCCAUGCCAGCCUCCUGCAAGCUCGAGUACUGCCCAAGAGUAUUGAGUUUAGCUUGGGAGCAGCCCCCUUAUUCAUCUCGUGAAAGCGCAGUUUGGUUGUGUCUGAAGGUUUCGGAACAAGCUUAUAACGAUUGUCGUUUGUGUUGUGUCGGAAGCAACAAAGGCCAUAUGUCAGCGGAGGGUAUCCUAGGUCCUCCUAAGUAUCCUGUCCUGGUGUCUAUCCGUUGGCUCUUAUGUUGCCGACGUUUUCGCACGCAUGGCAAUGUUGUUAUCGUAUUGUUGAAGAGCCACACAACGCGCUAGGGGUGCUCCGGGCGAGAGGACCGUGUGGGACGUUGUACGGCACUUUGGAAAUUCGCACCCACCAUGCCGUACACCGUCGUACCAUCGGUCCGCCCUUGCUCGAGCUGAGAUCAUACCCUCAAGACCUGCGUCGGUUAGUACCGGAUCAGGCAAGCCGCGGACAAGUUGAGGAAGAAGAAGGAGACAUGGGUCCUAGUUCUCGAUUGUUGUCGCAGUUUGAUGGUGACGGAGGGAUUAGAUAAACUGAGAGAGGAGAUGGCGUAUGAUAUGUGACCC